Molecule: messenger RNA, 1248 nt
Organism: Protobothrops mucrosquamatus (brown spotted pit viper)
Lineage: Eukaryota; Metazoa; Chordata; Lepidosauria; Squamata; Viperidae
Product: histamine H3 receptor-like
Exons: 6
Coding region: 1-1248 (415 amino acids)
Biological process (GO): adenylate cyclase-activating adrenergic receptor signaling pathway
Cellular component (GO): membrane
Molecular function (GO): histamine receptor activity
Source: RefSeq, a predicted model, not a curated record
AUGGCGAGGCAGCAGUACAGCUAUGGGGACAGCAGAAAAGGACAGCAAACUCUGAAAAAGGACAUGAGCACCCAAAGAAUGGAACACCAAAUUGGUAUGUCUGAGGGAACUCAACUGGGACUGAACUGGUCUACCUAUCUGGGCAAUGGAUGUGUGACUGCUGCAGAACAUCGCUUUCAGCACCAUGGACAGUUCUCAGCCCCUAUCACUAUCCUGCUGGCGAUUCUCAUGGGACUCCUAGUGUUGGCCACUGUCUUGGGCAACGCGUUGGUCAUCUUGGCAUUUGUGGUGGAUAAAAGCCUACGGACCCAGGGGAACUUCUUCUUCCUGAACUUGGCCCUGGCAGAUUUUUUAGUGGGUGGAUUUUGUAUUCCCCUUUACAUCCCGUAUAUACUGACCGAUGAAUGGAAAUUUGGAAAAGGCCUGUGUAAGCUCUGGUUAGUGGUCGAUUACCUCGUCUGCACAGCCUCUGGAUUCAACAUUGUCUUGAUCAGUUUUGACCGAUUCAUCUCCGUAACAAAGGCGGUGAGCUACAGAGUUCAGAAAGGGAUGACCAAAACCACGGUGGUGAAGAUGGUAAUGGUGUGGAUUGCAGCAUUUCUCCUUUAUGGUCCAGCCAUUAUCAGCUGGGAGUACAUAGCCCAACAAAGCAUCAUCCCUGAGAACAAGUGUUACGCCGAGUUCCACUACAACUGGUACUUCCUCAUGAUUGCCUCCACCAUUGAGUUCUUCACACCAUUCAUCAGUGUCACCUACUUCAACUUAAGCAUCUAUUUCAACAUUCGCAAGCGGACACAGGUCGGAAGUGAGAGUUCCUCAGCAGCCCAAAAGGACUGUGAACUUUUUUGCUGCAGGAAGAAACGAGAGCAUGCCAUAGUUUUCACAAAAAGAGGGGAGAAAAGGAACGAAAAGAACAUAUCCAGCACCACACGGAAAGCAGAGGUGGCCAAUACCGCGGCUAGCCGGUUCAGGCUUUCCAGAGAUAAGAAAAUAGCCAAAUCUUUAGCCAUUGUUGUCUGCAUCUUUGCUGUAUGUUGGGCACCCUACACCCUUCUAAUGAUCAUCAGAGCUGGUUGUCACGGGAGAUGCAUCCACAAUGAUCUCUACGAAGUAUCGUUUUGGCUACUGUGGUUGAAUUCAGCUAUUAAUCCCGUAUUAUAUCCUUUGUGCCACAUCAGUUUCAGGAAAGCCUUUUAUAAAUUGCUCUGCCCAGCCAAGGCAAAAAUCCAUCCCAAUAUUUUUACGUGA